AUGUAGCACCUGUGCGCCAGUGGACAGCCUCGUGUGUGCGGGGUGUGUAAGCAACGGCGAGCUGUUGUUCGGGAGGAUAAGAUGACCUUGAGUGGACAUGGAGGUCCUGGCGGUCAGCGUUACACCGUGGUGUGAUUUGGUUACAGCCACCUUCAAACCACCCCGGUGGCCGUGGAGGGCACCCUGCUCUUCAGGGUCCGCUUUUGUGCGGCGCUUUGGCAACGUUACGAAGAUGCAAAGGCAUCAAUAGGGAAUCAUGUGCAGCUCCCUGAGCCCAAAGCAGCCCAGUGGCCCCGGCCUGACCGACAUGCAGCAGUACAGUGAGUGGCUCGCCAGCCGACAUGAAGCCAGCUUGCUGCCCAUGAAGGAAGAUCUGGCCUUGUGGCUCUCAAAUAUCCUUGGCCUGGAAAUCACAGCCGAGAGCUUUAUGGACCGCUUGGACAACGGCUCCCUGCUGUGCCAGCUGGCUGAGAUACUGCAGGAGAAGUUCAGGCAGAACAGUGAAGACUUGCCUCCUCUUGGCAACGGCAAGCAGACUAUUCCCUGUGAGAGGAUACCAUGCCGGCGAAGUGCUCCCUCUGGCUCCUUCUUUGCCAGGGACAACACGGCCAACUUCCUGGCCUGGUGUCGCCGGGUGGGAGUUGGCGACACUUGCCUGUUUGAGUCAGAGGGUUUAGUGCUUCACAAGCAGCCCCGGGAAGUGUGCCUCUGCCUUCUGCAGCUGGGGAGGAUAGCGUCUCGGUACAAAGUGGAGCCCCCGGGGCUCAUAAAACUGGAGAAAGAGAUAGAGCAGGAGGAGAGCGCUCCUCAACCUCCUCCUUCAUCUGUAUCCCCAGUGCCGCCCCUUCCUCCAUCCCCAUCCUCAUCUCCAUCUCCAUCUCCGUCCCCGUCUCCAUCUGCAUCCCCAUCCCCAUCCCCAUCCCCCUCUCCUACCAAAUUCACAUCCUGCAAGAAAAGCACGGGGAAGCUAUUGGAUGAUGCUGUGAGACAUAUUGCUGAGGAUCCGCCUUGCAGGUGCCCAAAUAAGUUCUGUGUUGAGAGACAGUCCCAGGGUCGAUACCGUGUCGGGGAAAAGAUGCUCUUCAUCCGGAUGCUGCACAACAAGCAUGUAAUGGUCCGCGUUGGUGGAGGCUGGGAGACCUUUGAAAGCUACCUGCUGAAACACGACCCGUGCCGCAUGCUACAGAUCUCCCGUGUGGAAGGCAAGACGUCCCCCGUGUGCAGCAAGUCCCCCAACAUUAAGGACCUCGCCCCGGACAGCUACUUAGUGGUGGCAGCUAACUACCGCAGCAAAAAGUGAAGACGAAAGACUCAAAAAGUGUGAUCAAGAAGAUGAUUUUAUACUGUUUUCUUCCCUCUGGCAGGUGUAAGUGGCUCCGUGAUGUGUCUCUGUACGUACAUAUUAUGACGACUGACGCACCGGCGUCAUUCGUGGAAAGCAGAUUUGUGCCAAGGCGAUGCUCAAGCCUGUGUUAUUAGUCUGAGAGAAUUUGAGCAGAUGUAUGUUUGCGAUCAUAUUAAGCUUGGGACAGAUGCUUGUAGGCCUGUUUAUUGUUUAGGUUUAUGUAGUCUCGUAGAACUGUUAAGAAUACAGCUUUGGUAUGACUGUGUUGAUCGUUAAAAAUGAUGUGUACACAGGGAGUGAGCGAGGAAGAUGUAUAUUUUCUCCAUCGGUCGUUUAUUAACCAAUUGCAUUUGAUUCAUAUUUCACAUCGGUGAAACUUUUUCCAUGUCAUGCAGCACGUGCCUUUGUAUAUAUGAGGAGGCAGAAAGAUAUAUAUAUAUAUAUAUAUAUAUAUAUAUAUAUAUAUAUAUAUAUAUACGGUCCAAGCAAUCUGCCAUCACCAUUGGCACAAAGCCUUUUCUUUCUCCAAGUCUUGAUUUUAGAAAUCGCAUAGGGCAAGAUUACCUCGUUAAAAGCAUUUUGUGAGAUAUCACCAUUACCUGGGUCUACUCUGCCUAGUUUGUAUAUGUUAAAAACGAAAGUGAGGGUUGCCAAAUAACCACGAGGCCUUCGGAGCAUCCUGUAAAGGUUGUUAACCAUGUUGAAUUUGUAUGUGCGUUACAAAAAGUGACGAUAUCUUAUCCAGAAAAGUGCUUUAAUAAGAAAUUCACCCGAGUAUCACGUGCGCCUGCGUUUCCAGCACGCACAGCGCAAGUGGGACCUGCAUUAAAACUGCAACUAUGACAAUCCACCACCAAGUCAAGCAGAAGUACCCCUUGACCAAAGAACCUUUAUACACCAAAGCUCUUUUAUCUCUCGUCUAUUACAGUACAGCAGACUUCUGUAUUUUUUGUGAACCCAGUUACAACUUCCUUCAAAACCCCGAGCGUAUGUGUACAGAACCUCACCAUCCUCGUAUUCGAUUAACAAAUAUGAAGUUAAGCAAUGAGAAUAUUUAGAUUGUUUACAUACUGACCAUUCUAUGCAAUGAUUUGUCUUUUUUUUGCCCUUUUACGUUUAUGCUUCAUAUAGUCUGAAUAUCUCCUGCUUAUGAUCAAACGUUUAAUAAGAAGAUAACGUCGUUUCUGUUGUGCCAAAGAGGGCCAGCACCUGUCCAACGCGAUGAGCAAAACGCAGACGAACGACUGGUUUUCUCUCGUCCUCGUUGGCGUCUGUAAACCGUCCCUCUGUGGUGCAUUACUGACCCCUAGUGGCGACAGUCGGCUAUUGCGUGGUAUUCUUUUCACUCAAUUCAGGACUCCUUAACACCUUUACAAUUUUAUACAUUAAUUUAUUCAUCUUUUUCCACAUGAUUUGAAGAUAUGUGUUGAAACUUUGGCAUUAAGUCACCCGUGUAAGGAUACCCACGUGUUGUAAACAAGCCCCCUGUCCAAAUUAAAAAUC
This is a messenger RNA of Lampris incognitus (smalleye Pacific opah), 2848 nucleotides long. It is a transcript of the gene gas2a, whose product is annotated as growth arrest-specific protein 2. Gene Ontology annotation, cellular component: actin filament. Bases 257 to 1300 code for a protein of 347 amino acids. NCBI's taxonomy places the organism in Eukaryota, Metazoa, Chordata, Actinopteri, Lampriformes, Lampridae. Gene Ontology annotation, biological process: actin crosslink formation. The transcript has 8 exons. The record is from RefSeq and is a predicted model, not a curated record. Gene Ontology annotation, molecular function: actin filament binding; cytoskeletal adaptor activity; microtubule binding.